UGAAACUUGAUGUGGCAAAUUUUUCUACGGUUUUCUGGAAUGUUCGCCUGUAUUCCUUCAAAUGUUCGAUAUGUUAUGGUUAAUUUAACUUCAAUAUAAGUGCAAAAUAUACUUUUUAUUUCGAAUGGGCCGAUGAAAAAAGCCUAGCCCCAAAGACCUUCUGUAGACUUAUUUAACGCGGAGUUUUUCCUCUACUUGAUAUUUGCAUCUCCCUGUUCCAGUGAUAUGAAGAGUUAUUCGUCAGGCUCACUGGGAAUUAUUUUGAUUUCUCUACUACUGGAAACAGAGACAUCUCAUGUUGUUUCGCCUGAUCCCGUUGUUGCUGUUGCUGAUGAUGAUGUCAUUCUACCAUGUUCCCUGUUGAAUUUCACCAAGAGUGCUGGCUUGAUAGUGAAAUGGUCGAUAUCCAACCUGAAAGACCCAACUAGGAAAGACAAGGUUGUCCAUUUUUACCGUGACGCCCGUGACUCCAAUGUGGAUCAGGAUGAAUCCUACAGGGGAAGGACGUCACUGUUUAAAGAACUGAAGAAUGGCAACGUUUCCUUAAAACUGUCCCGAGUGAAACUCUCUGAUGAAGGCAACUACAUGUGUUACAUUCUAGUUCCGGAACCGAACAGUCUAGUUCAGGAAACCAUCAUUCAACUCAUUGUUGUUGCUGUGUCCAACCCAGUGAUCUCCAUCAAUGGAACCAAAGGCAGUGGGGUGGUCCUGAAGUGUGAGGCUAAAAGCUGGUACCCCAAACCCGAGAUGAACUGGCUGGACAGUGAGAGACAGGUCCUCCUUGCUGGUUCCGCUGAGACACACAGGGACACAGAGGGCCUCUACAUUGUGAGACGCCAUGUCACCGUGAACAAGAAUGUCACCAACACGUUCACCUGUAGAGUUCAGCUUCAAAAGUUGAAUUUUACUAGGGAGACAGAGUACAAUGUUCCAGAUGAGAUGUUUCCCACAGUUCCCUGGGUGUGGAUUGCUGUUCCUGUUUUGAUAGUAUGUGUUUGUGGACUUGUGGUUGGUUUCAUGUGGAUAAAAUACCAGAAACUGAGAAAAAAGAUAGACUUUGCAGAUCAACAGAUACAAGAACUCACUGAUGAGUUGGACAGUUCCAGAAUAAAAUCUGAUCAACGUAUAAAAGAGCUCACUGACGAGCUGGGUACACGCGAACAAGAGCUCACUGAACAGCUAGCUAAACUCAAACAAGAGAGGGCUGCACUUGUCUCUUCAGUUGAUAACGGAUGCCAUAGAUUUUCAUUCUCAAGGACGCUAUCAAUGUCACUGUCAAACAAACCACUUAGAAGAAAUACAAUGGCACAUUCAAUGACUGAAAAGGCAGAUGUCAAAGAGGAUGAGGAGACGAACCCGUUACACCAAACGAUCAGAACCGCUUGACGAGGUCGCUAGUUGGGUUAAAGGAAUAGUCCACUCAAACGUAUCUUUUUUCAAACUUUUUUAAAUUUAAUCCACUGUUGCUGAAUGUUUUCCAUGUCAGCAAUCAUGUUUUCAAUACAUAGGACUUUCAAGAUGAUGAUGUCUCCAUGAUCAUAUGCUGCACUUUGCUUCUUGGAAGUGCUAUAUCUGUGAAAACCUGACUACUGACUUGCAAACAUUUUUGGGGCUGUAUCAACAUUGGACUAAUGAAACAAAUACCCUUUUUUUCUUUUUUUUCUUGGAGCAAUGGUACUAUUUCACACUUUCUAUGUCACACUAAUUUUAUGUCACACUAUGUAGCCUCGAGGAAGCCUUUCUUUGGAGAAGGUUCUUCAUUAGGUUCUUUGCUUUCUGAAUGGUUCCAAAAGAAUUGUCUUGCUAGAAGGUUGUGGGUAAAUUCCUGUUUUUAUGUUGCACUAUUUCACAUCGCUUGGCCUGUGUUUUCUACCUGUAUUGCCUCUUUAUGUUCAUGGGUUCUUUUGGGUUCUGUUGGUCAGGAACCUUAAGGGAUGUCAGCAUGUACAGUACAUUCGGAACCUUUCCACAUUUUGUUACGUUACAGCCUUAUUCUAAAGUGGAUUAAAUUAAUAAAACAAGUCCUCAUCAAUCUACACACAAUAGCCCAGAAUGACAAAGUGAAAAUAGUUUUUUAGACAUUUUUGCCAAUAUAAAAUACCUAAAACAGAAAUAUCUUAUUUACAGAAGUAUUCAGACCCUUUGCUAUGAGCCUCGAAAUUGAGCCAGUGCAUCCUGUUUCCAUUGAUCAUCCUUGAGAUGUUUCUACAACUUGAUUGGAGUCCACCUGUGGUAAAUUCAAUUGAUUGGACAUGAUUUGGAAAGUCACACGCCUGUCUAUAAGGUCCCACAGUUGACAGUGCAUGUCAGAGCAAAAACCAAGCCAUGAGGUUGAAGGAAUUGUCCAUAGAGUUCCAAGACAGGACUUUGUCAAGGCACAGAUCUGAGGAAGGGUACCAAAACAUUUCUGCAGCAUUGAAGGUCCCCAAGGACACAGUGGCCUCCUUCAUUCUUAAAUGGAAGAAGUUUGGAACCACAGACUCUUCCUAGAGUAGGCUGCCCGACCAGACUGAGCAAUCGGGGGAGAAGGGCCUUGGUCAGGGAGGUGACCAAGAACCUGAUGGUUACUCUGACAGAGCUCCAGAGUUCCUCUGUGGAGAUGGGAGAACCUUCCAGAAGAACAACCAUCUCUGCAGCACUCCAUCAAUCAGGGAUUUAUGGUAGAGUAGCCUGAUGGAAGCCACUCCUCAGUAAAAGGCAAAUGACAGCCCUCUUAGUCUACCAAAAGGCACCUAAAGGACUCUCAGACCAUGAGAAACAAGAUUCUCUGGUCUGAUGAAACCAAGAUUGAACUCUUUAGCCUGAAUGCCAAGCGUCACGUCUGGAGGAAACCUGGCACCAUCCCUACGGAGAAGCAUGGUGGUGGCAGCAUCAUGCUGUGGGGAUGUUUUUCAGUAACAGGGACUGGGAGACUCGUCCAGAUCAAGGGAAAGAUGAACGGAGCAAAAUACAGAGAGGUCCUUGCUCAGGACCUCAGACUGGGGUGAAGGUUCACCUUCCAACAGGACAACGACCCUAAGCACACAGCCAAGACAACGCAGUAGUGGCUUCGGGACAAGUCUCUGAAUGUCCUUGAGUGGCCCAGCCAGAGCCCAGACUGGAACCUGAUCAGACAUCUCUGGAGAGACCUGAAAAUAGCUGUGCAGCAACGCUCCCCAUCCUACCUGACAGAGCUUGAAAGGAUCUGCAGAGAAGAAUGGGAGAAACUCCCCAAAUAUAGGUUUGUUAAUAAGCUUGUAGCAUCAUACCCAAGAAUCAAAUCAAAUGUAUGUAUAAAGCCCUACUUACAUCAGCUGAUAUCUCAAAGUCCUGUACAGAAACCCAGCCUAAAACCCCAAACAGCAAGCAAUGCAGGUGUAGAAGCACGGUGGCUAGGAAAAACUCCCUAGAAAGGCCAGAACCUAGGAAGAAACCUAGAGAGGAACCAGGCUAUGAGGGGUGGCCAGUCCUAUUCUGGCUGUGAUUCAGCCUUAGAAUCUUCAUUUGGUGGCGAUUAUAAAAGAACAUGGCCAAGAUGUUCAAAUGUUCAUAGAUGACCAGCAGGGUCAGAUAAUAAUAAUCACAGUAGUUGUAGAGGGUGCAACAGGUCAGCACCUCAGGAGUAAAUGUCAGUUGGCUUUUCAUAGCCGAUCAAGAAGACUCGAUGCUGUAAUCGCUGCCAAAGGUGCUUCAACAAAGUGCUGAGUAAAGGGUCUGAAUACUUAUGUAAAUGUUAUAUUCCCAUUUACAUAAUACUUAUGUAAAUGUAAUAUUCCCAUUUACAUAAUACUUAUGUAAAUGUAAUAUUUUUAUUUGUUAUAAAAUUGCACAGCAUAUGACACAACCAGACACCAUUAUAUGAAGAUUCUAAGGUUGAAUCACUUUUCUGUCAUAUAAUACUGAGUUACUUUUCUGUGAUAUAAUGCUAUUUCUAAUGCUGAAGCACAUGUAUUGGUGGUAUGUCUUUGAUACUUCCAGUGGGAAAAAUGUUUGGAGUCUUAGGCUGAUUUAAUCCAAGGUGCUUUUUAGAGCAGCUACUAGACAGCCUUUAUAAAGGCAAUUUCCUUGGAUUGAAUCCCGGCUUUAUUCUCUUAAUUUAUUAUUAGUAUUAGUAUUGUUGCAGUACUAGUACGCCUCUAGAUAGCACCUUGUAUUGGUUCUACCUGGAAAUAUAAAUAAUAUUUAAUGAGAGGGUUCUACAAGGCACCACAAAGGGUUCCCCUACAGGGACAAAUCAAAGAACCCUAUUGUUUCUCCAAAAAUGUUUUCUAAGUAGAACCUUUAACCUUUGAAUAACCUUUAUUCAUAUUUGCUAAAGAUCCAAUGCAGAUGUUUUUAUCUCUAUCAAAUAAUUUCUGGGUAACAAUUAAGUACCUUACUGUGAUUAUUUUCAAUUAAAAUGGUCAAAAACAAACAAAAAUUGCUUUUUAGCAAGCAAAAAUGUAGCUAGGACUGUCUGGGAGUGUUGUGGGGAGGGGAAACUAGCUGUUAUUGGCAGAGAGGUUUGGAACUCUUUAUUAUUUGUCUAUUAACUAAUUUACUGCUUGGUGAUGAUGAUGAUGAUGAUGAUGAUGAUAAUAAUGUUUUAUUGUCACAUACACCGGAUAGGUGCAGUGAAAUGUGGUGUUUUACAGGGUCAUCCAUAGUAGUGGAACAAAUUAGGGUUAAGUGCCAAGCAGGCCAAAACUCUAUCCAGCCAAAACAGGCUGAAAUGCCAGAGAGUCUUUUCAAACAGCUCCAACACUAAAAGGGCAUAAUCAUAAUUUUCACAAUUUCACAGUAUUAUUCCAACCUCAUAGUGUGAAAAUAAAUAUAGAACACAGGAAAACAUAUUUUUGACUGCACUGGGCCUUUAACAUACUGAAUAAUCAUUGCUUACAUAGUUUAGACCACCCAGGUCAUAGGUUAUUGCAGUUCAUCAGGGCCAGAGACAUGAAUAUGAACAUGCCAGUUACUAAAGUAGCUAUGUUUACAACACCAGAGGCUGCUGAGGAGGACAGUUCGUGAUAAUGGCCGAAACGGAGUGAAGGGAACGUCACCAAACCUAUUGAAACCAUGGGUUUGUCUUUGAUACAUUUCCACCUAUUCCACUCCAGCCAUUACCACAAGCCUGUCCUCCCCAAUGAAGGUGCCACCAACCUCCUGUGGUUUACGAAGAUCCUGUCAUUAUGCAUGUUCAAUGUGUGCAAAAAAGGACGGCAUGAUAAGGGUCUCUACUUAGAACCUUGAUGCUACCUACUGUUCUAAAUAAGGUUAUCCAAGGCCACAAAAAGGGUUCCCUUUAUUUUAUAUUUUGUUCUAGAGUGUUCUAGAACUCUACUCACUACCCUGUGCUUUGUUCAAUACAAAUACUAAAGAGUGGGAAUUCUCACUAAACAACACUCAUCAGAUCAAGCACCUGCAGAAAGACUGUACGUAAAGAGUAGCGCAUACAUCUUGGGCUGUUUGUAUAAAAGGUGCUCAUUAAUUUAAGUUUAUGACUUUUUAGUACUGUGUCUGUCCAGUCUCAUUUUGUUUUGUAUAGUCUGUUUUAGCAAGUGUUGUGCUGUGAUAUGUUAAUUCUUGUCACUCUCUCACCCGCUCUCUGGAGACUGAGCUCUCAUACCUCAGAACCUCCUGCUGGGUCUGUGGAAGUGAUGUGUCCACAAUAAAAAUGUACAAUAAUUUGAAAAUCA
This is a messenger RNA of Oncorhynchus kisutch (coho salmon), 5654 nucleotides long. Its product is annotated as butyrophilin subfamily 3 member A2. The transcript is spliced from 13 exons. NCBI's taxonomy places the organism in Eukaryota, Metazoa, Chordata, Actinopteri, Salmoniformes, Salmonidae. Gene Ontology annotation, biological process: regulation of cytokine production; T cell receptor signaling pathway. Bases 226 to 1386 code for a protein of 386 amino acids. The record is from RefSeq and is a predicted model, not a curated record. Gene Ontology annotation, cellular component: external side of plasma membrane. Gene Ontology annotation, molecular function: signaling receptor binding.